Molecule: messenger RNA, 363 nt
Organism: Spirodela intermedia
Lineage: Eukaryota; Viridiplantae; Streptophyta; Magnoliopsida; Alismatales; Araceae
Source: the annotation of a GenBank genome assembly
AUGAAGACGAUCUUCAGGAGAAGGUUCCUCCGGGAGCCCCUCAGGAGGUGCUGGAGGAAGCUGUGCUCGUCGCCAUGGGAACACUUGCGGUGGAACCGAGGAGGAGGGGAGAAACGGGCCGUGCCGAGGGACGUGCCGAGGGGCCACACGGUGCUGUACGUGGGGGAGAGCUGCCAGAGAUUCGUUGUCCGAGUCGACUUCCUCGGCCACCCACUGUUCCGGCCGCUCCUCGACCGCGCCGGAGAGGAGUACCAGUUCCGCCAUGGCCAUCGCCUGCGCAUACCCUGCGACGAAGGCAGCUUCCUCGCCGUCCUCCACCUCGUCACCGCCCGGCGAGUUCGACGCCGCCGCCUCUGUCUGUGA